UAAUUCAGCUCCCCCUCCCCUCUCUUUUGGGCUUGGAGUCUCCGCUUUAACUGUGCCUAUUCACGCUUGCUCUGUUCCCUCUCGCUUUCACCCCUCUCCCUCUUUCUUCUUGCGCCCUCUCACUUCCCUUCCGGUUUCCACCUGCGGUUUCGGCUUCUUCUCCUUUUUGAUAUUAGAUGGAAUAGUGGGAGCUGCCUUUUUGGAGAGAAGGUUAGAACAGCAUGCGGUGGUUGCUUACCCUAUCUGUUGAUGUAUACCGCAUAGUUAUUUCCUUAAACCUGUAUUGCAAAGUCAUUCUGUAAUUUGCGUCUCGUGAACGGAACAUUCCAAUUAACGGUCUUGUUUUGCCUUCUAUAUAUCCAUGGGAUCCAAUUUCCUAGUUGUUGUUCCUUGUUAUGUCCGUCAGAUCAGCUGAAGGAUACCAAUCUCACCUCAUCAGACUCUUCUGAUCAGAUCCGUUUAUUUUUGCUUCCAUCAACCAUCUAUUUAGUUACAGUUCAUUGUUGUCUUGCCCUUCAGUUUUUCAAUUUGUCCAACAGCAUAGUACCCUCUGAUAACCUGUGUUUUUUAUUCUCUAAUUGUCCAAACCUGACCCACUCUUGCGGGAGCUUUACAUUCACUGUCCGUGGGAAGUUUGUGCUUCUUUUGCUUUGAAGGGUUGGAAAGUAGUUAUGGUGUGCCAAGCAGCGAGUCAAACGAGAUUUCGGGCAUUGAAACAUGAAAAUGGAACUGCUGGGUGCUCAACCAUUAUAGUUAGAGUUAUAGCAUGCUUUCAACCUCUCCGAGAAUGCCAGGCUGAAUAUUUCCGUCAUUUGCUCAAGCCUGUCACGUAGAGUAGUUCUGCCUCUCUGUAUUUGGGUUAAGCUGGUGCCUUUAGUUAGUAUACUUGUUCGCCAAAGAAACAGAUAGUAGCGGAUAGCUUUUGUCUGAAGCUCUUUUUCUUCAGGUGAUUGUUCUGGUUGAAUGGGAAAAGAUUGUGGAACCUGGGUGCCACAACGGCGUUUAGAUUGGCAAUCACCCAACCAAAGCUCCCUCAGGGCUCCGUGUGAGGGAAGGCAGGCCGAUGUUUCUGCAUAUAUGAACCCUGGCAUUGGUAAUAUGGUCCCGUCUAAUGAGGCAGUGCCAGCUUUUACAUCGUCCGCGUUGCCUCAUUUGCAGUUAGGAUAUUCUAAUGAACCUCCUCAUGGUUGGUUUUACUGUUUGCCUCGGUUUCGUCAGGCCUUCAUGCCUGCUCCCAAAUUCUCUGUUAAGGGAAAUCUCCCCGCUGGUCAAGUCAAAGGGUCCGGAGAGGCAACUUUCCCCAAUCGGGAAGCUCAAAAACAAUUCCUUGUUAUUGAUCAGACGGGUGAUCAGACAACUUUCAUUUAUAGCCCUCGGCUUGAUUCUUGGCAUUCCAAACAGCGUGGUCAUGAAAAUUUGAAUUUGAACGAGCCUCCUUUUAAAGGAGAUGUGAACAAUCUUAUUGGAUCAAGUUUCCCAGCCAGAGUUGAUGAAAACCAGGAAACAGGCGUGGAAAGUGAGAUGCAUGAAGAUACGGAAGAAAUUAAUGCGUUGCUUUACUCGGACAGUGCUGAUUACUCCACGGAGGAUGAAGAUGAAGUUACUAGCACAGGGCAUUCUCCCAGCACGAUGACCACCCAUGAUGAUAACCGAGAAAUCUCUAGAGCAGCCACUGAAGAAGUUGGGACGUCCACUGGAAAAUCAAAGAAGAGGAAACUGUCAGACUGUGCUUAUGAUGACACUGCCACUUCUCUGAAUAUGAAGAGACCCAAUGAUUAUGAUGGUGGCGUUGAUGUUGAAUCAAGAUGUUCUUGUGGAAAGGGCCAAGGGUCUGGUGAAAUGGGUUCCUUGUCUGGCAAUAAGAUGAGAAAGGAGAAGAUACGAGAAGUCCUGAGCGUUCUGCAGACCAUAAUUCCUGGAGGGAAGGACAAGGAUCCAAUUGUGCUUCUUGAUGAAGCAAUACGUUGCUUGAGGUCCUUGAAACUCAAGGCUAAAGCUCUCGGACUUGAUGCCUUGUUGAGUUCCUAGCCAGCUACUUUACUACGUGUGCAGAAUAAGCAAAGGUAAAGGAUGGGUGGGUUCGGGAGAGGGGAACUCGUGAUUGGGUAUUUCCAUUUUAUUAAAGUUUAGCUUAGCAAAUAUGGCAGGGGAAUGAGAGACCGAACUCCAUCUGGGAAUUUUGUCUUGAUGAUUGAGUCGGAAUGAAAUUAUGAAUCAUAAGUCCGUUGUCUUUGGUUUUGGAGAAGAUAAAGUGUGGGACUCAAAGCAGGGCGUGGGAUGGGAGUUUUAUUCAAUGAGGAGUGAUUCCAGAGAAGGACCCCAAAAUGGGAGGGCACGCCUCUCGGCUGGCAUGGGACCCAAUCUCUCUCGCCUCCACUCUUUUGUAAUCCUGUCAUUGUUGGUGGGCUUACUUUUAUCUUGACGAAACAGUACUGGAACUCGAUGGAGAACACUGAUAUUUGUGUUGGCUCCUAGCGAUGUUAAAGAACUAGUAGUGUUGUGUAUUCUGUAGUAUUGUGUUGAAAUUGGAUGUAUGGCUGUUGAAGAAGAUAUUUAUGUAUGUAGGGUGGAUGUAAUUGAAUAUGGUUGUUGGUGUUUAUGGCAAAACGACUGUUGAAGCGCAUGCUCGCAUUUAUUAAUGAGAGAAAAGGAUGUGGCCAUAUUGACCAGUUUUAUUAGUAGAAUGAUUCCUGAUUUGAUGAAAAGUUGUUUUUCCGGUGCGGCCUACAACGGGACCACGCCAUUGAAUUAUUUGAAGGCAGGAGCAGAGCUUGACAUUGAAAUCAUGGCAGUUAUCAAACAAUCCCAAGAAUCUUUUACAGCCUUCUACUGUUGACUCUCGUUUAUCUUCUACGGUUGGGAGGAAUCAUAAAAAUCCAGCCCAGCAACAAACAAAUGCGACUAUCUGUACCAUUCUUCUUCUCCAACAUCCAUGGUUGUUAUGGAGAGGUUAAACAUGCACUGGAGAAGGAAGCGCCCUCCUGUUAUGUCUUCCAUCUCCCCAUUUCUUUUCUGAUGGCGGUGGGGACAUGUUAAAAGUGCACUGGAGAAUGAAGGACUGUUAUCCAUUUUUUCCCUACUCCUGCUAUUGGGGCAUCCUUUGUUGCCAUGUGAAAUAUAAAACUGUAUUCCCCCCCUUUUUUUCCUUUCGGCCUUUCCUGUAGACAUCUGUUUUGUGAUCAAGAGGAAUCGAGAUUCUAGGGAAACUUUCCUCUUUAGUGUCAAUUCCCUAAUCUAUCUAUUCACCGAAUGAAUGAAAGGGGGAAAUCCUUUCACGACUCAA
Molecule: messenger RNA, 3283 nt
Organism: Neltuma alba
Lineage: Eukaryota; Viridiplantae; Streptophyta; Magnoliopsida; Fabales; Fabaceae
Product: transcription factor bHLH143
Exons: 4
Coding region: 964-2028 (354 amino acids)
Molecular function (GO): protein dimerization activity
Source: RefSeq, a predicted model, not a curated record